AUGUCCAGGGCUAUUCGCGACCGCGGGCUCUGUGUCGGCACCUGGCUAGCCGAAUGGAGAGAAGAACGGAGAAAGGACAUCGACGAGAAAGCUCGAAUGCGCGUAGGUUUGAGUUCUUCGGGUAGACGAGGGAGCUCUUCGUGGCGUCCAGCAUUGCAAGGUAUCGUAUCUAGUCGUUCUUAUCCCAAGAAUGGAGAACAGGCGUACGUCCACGAGAACGAUGCAACAGCGUAA
Molecule: messenger RNA, 234 nt
Organism: Sparassis crispa
Lineage: Eukaryota; Fungi; Basidiomycota; Agaricomycetes; Polyporales; Sparassidaceae
Exons: 2
Coding region: 1-234 (77 amino acids)
Source: RefSeq, a predicted model, not a curated record